Verticillium dahliae VdLs.17 is the source of this 1764-nucleotide messenger RNA. Its product is annotated as catalase. Gene Ontology annotation, molecular function: catalase activity; heme binding. NCBI's taxonomy places the organism in Eukaryota, Fungi, Ascomycota, Sordariomycetes, Glomerellales, Plectosphaerellaceae. The record is from RefSeq and is a predicted model, not a curated record. The coding region runs from base 1 to 1764 and encodes 587 amino acids. The transcript has 6 exons. Gene Ontology annotation, cellular component: mitochondrion; peroxisome; cytoplasm. Gene Ontology annotation, biological process: response to hydrogen peroxide; hydrogen peroxide catabolic process.
AUGAACGUCAACUCAAACCAGGUCGAUCCGGCCCAGCACCCCCUCCGCGCCACGGCCAUGGCCAUCGGCAGCCAGGUCACGGGCGAAAGGCGGGCCCCGCGCGUGAGCCACAUGCAGAGCGCCAACGAGGGGCCUGCCGACAUUAUCGGCAAGGUGUCUGGGGCGGUGCCUGGCGGCAAGCGCGAGGACGAUGGCGCGUACUUUACGAAUAAUGAGGGCCACCCUCUGCCUGAUCCUGCUCAUAGCAAGACGGUGGGUGGUAUUCCGGUUGCCAGCGACAUUCAUCUUUUCCAGAAGCAGCAGACCUUCAACCGGUCGAAGAACCUUGAGCGCAUGGUUCACCCGUGUGGCUCCGGGGCUUUUGGGUUUUUUGAAUGCACCCACGAUGUGACCGACUUGACGAAAGCAGACUUCCUCUCCUCCGUGGGCGAGAAGACUCCCGCGUUCGUCCGUUUCUCUACCGUCACCUUUGGUCGAGAGUUCCCCGACGAGGGCCGCAAUCCUCGCGGCUUCGCCAUCAAGCUGUACACGAUGGAGGGCAACCAGGACAUUGUCGGGCUCAACUUUCCCGUAUUCUUCUGCCGUGACCCGCUCCAGGGCCCUGAUGUCAUCCGCUCGCAGAGCCGCAACCCGACCAACUUUCUGCUCGACUUUGACGCGCUCUUCGACCUGCUCGCCAACACGCCCGAAUCGAACCACGCCGGCCUCAUGUUCUUCAGCGACCACGGCACGCCGCAGGGCUGGCGCUUCAACCACGGCUACGGCUGCCACGCAUUCAAGUGGGUGAACAAGGAGGGCAGGUUUGUCUACGUCAAGUACCACUUCAUCGCCAAGCACGGGCAGAAGCAGUUCACCGACGGCGAGGCCGUGCAGAUGUGCGGCGAGGACCCGGACUACUCGAAGCGAGAUCUCUGGACGGCGAUUGAAAAGGGCGAGGCGAUUGAGUGGACGGCGCACGUGCAGGUGAUGCAGCCCGAGGAGGCCGACGCCGACAAGCUCGGGUUCGACCCCUUUGACGUGACCAAGGUGUGGCCGCGCGGCCGGUUCCCGAUGCGGCCGUACGGGCGCCUCGUGCUCAACAAGAACCCGGAGGACUUCCACCGCGACGUCGAGCAGGCGGCCUUCUCGCCGGGCAGCAUGGUGCCGGGGAUCGAGGACGCGCCGGACCCGCUGCUGCAGUUCCGCAUGUUCUUCUACCGCGACGCGCAGUACCACCGCAUCGGCGUCAACCUGCACCAGAUCCCCGUCAACUGCCCGUUCAUGGCGCAGUCGUACGCGCCGCUCAACUUUGACGGCGCCCUGCGGGCCGACGCCAACCACGCCGGCAACAAGCAGUACGCGCCCAACAGCUUCGCGCACAAGUUCCGGCCCGACGCGGCCGAGGCGCCGUACGCCGUCGGCGACAGCAUCGUCAGCCGCCGCAGCCACUUUUGGCACGAGGGCAAGCGCAACGACUACGACCAGGCGACGGCCCUCUGGACCAGGGUCAUGUCGCCGCAGGCGAGGCAGAACACGUGCCACAACACGGCCAAGUACCUCGGCCUCGUGCAGUACCCGGAGAUCCAGGCCAAGUACCUCGCGCAGCUUUACAACAUCUCGCCCGACUAUGCGCAGGGCGUGUUUGAUCGCCUGAGGGAGCACGCGUUCUCCAUGGACGAGGUCAAGGCCAAGGCCGAGGAUGCGCACACGUGGUACCGGGAGAAGAAGUUUUUGCCCUCGCACGAGAGCAAGCUCGCGGGGUAUCCUGUUUCUGGAUACAAUUAG